AUGUUAAGGUGGAUACUCUCUCACUCGAGCUUUGAGUCCACUGGUGAAUUCUUUUUCCAACGGUCUCCGCCAGAUUGGAUCAAUGCAGUUCAUGAGGACAGGCAAAAUUUCAGACCUUUUGUGUCGCAGGAAAACUGGAUGCUGGAAAGGUCAGUGGGUGCCAAUCUGCGCUCUAGCCAGUAUCAAAUUCAAGUCCUGUGGCUUCUCGUUCAGUAUAAAGCGACAUUUAUCCCCAAAUUUGUGGCCAAAGUAUUCCCGGAAUACACUGAAACGGAUGCACUGACCCAGCUUCGACGCUUUCCUCCACGCGUACCCAAGACGCUCAAGGAGGCAAAACAUGAACUUGACCCAUAUGUCAACGAAGCUCGAGUAUAUCACCGCAUUGAGACGUCGUGUCCAAGCUCCGAAAAAAUCUAUUUCCCUCAGUUCCAUGGUGUCAUCACUGACUUUGGUGUAUCAAACUUCAUCCCUGGUUUUAUCAACCCUCGAGCUGUUGUGCUCGAAGCUGUCAGGCCAAAGCUUGCAUCACGACGAAUCCUAGCGACAUGCAGAGAAGAUAGUCAUGGAUUCAGGAAUCAGCUCAGCGGUCUAGGAUUCCUCAGUGUCUUCGAAAUGGAGUACUAUAAUAGUCUUUUCCAUGACCGUAUUCGCCGUCUUUUAGCAUUACACCGACUCGGGAUCACUCAUGGUGAUGUACGAGAUGAUCAUUUCAGACUUCCAGGAGACUUCUACGAUACAGUCUUAUAUGACCUUUCCAUUUCAUACACUUUCUCUCCAGUCACACCAUACUUGGUCAAUUUUAGGCUACCGCGUUCUCUAAAAGAUAUAUCAGAGAGCGAACAGGCCAUGGUUGGACAGCAUAUAUUAGAACGGUCGAAAAAUAUAGAUUUCCGUGAUCAUCUUAUUAAGUCUACUGGGAUCACUGAAUCAGCGAUUAUGAAUGCGCUCUUCCGACCUCCCAACGAUGAACCAUUAGAGUUGAUAAUCCUGCGAAUAAGGUUCCGACCUGACGCCUUUUCCAUGCCAUCGGUGAAUUCGGUCUUCCCUUUCCUUGAGGCUUUGCGCCCAAAGGAUGAUUACACCUGGCAUAUCCGUCGAGGUCGGCUGCUGGAAUCCUAUGAACCACUUUGGUUAUGCUCUACAAUGGAUGAUUCCGGCCAAGCUGCCAUGAGCUUCGUUUCCGACAUGGAUUGCGUUCAAAACAUGAAGGGGUCAAGGUGCAGGUACCUACUCUGCUUAAUACCCAAAGAAUGGGGUGUGGAAGGUGUCCGCAGUCUUCUUAUGAGUAUCUGCUUGUCGUUGCCGCGUGGUAGUCGGGGCUGCAUUAAAACCUGGCUUGAGUUGAAGAGCUACACCUAAUCAUGAAUCACGACCUAAUCUACCUCAUGAGAGGUAAUUGUCUGGAUACUCUACGCGGGCACAUGUUGCCUAUUUAUCUCACUCCUCGUUUUGCAUUGGGCACCUGAUUUCGCAGUGCGCGUCUUCCAGUAUGGGAGAAUAUAUGGCAAAUGUUGGGAUACAUUGAUUUGUCGUGUCUCCUACCUACUAGUAUUGGCACAUCCUAGGCAUAUCGGC
Aspergillus sclerotioniger CBS 115572 is the source of this 1575-nucleotide messenger RNA. RefSeq lists its product as uncharacterized. NCBI's taxonomy places the organism in Eukaryota, Fungi, Ascomycota, Eurotiomycetes, Eurotiales, Aspergillaceae. The transcript has 5 exons. The record is from RefSeq and is a predicted model, not a curated record. Bases 1 to 1359 code for a protein of 452 amino acids.